AAAACGUGCAGUGCCACCAACUGCAAGCCCAUCGGUAGCUGCUAUAGUGGUUCCAUUGAUGCUGCUGGUGUUGAUUUGUGUUGCAGCUGCUGUGGUCUUCAUAAUAAGGAGGAAGAAAGGACUUAACAACAGCCCAGAUCGUAGACAUUUCAAUGCUGCAAAUGUGGGAGUGCGAGCUAGCAAUGACAAACUUUCUUCAGGAUUAGAAAACCCAUAUAGUGAUGUUGCCAAUGAAGUUCAGCCUGCAAGCACACCAGCCAAUACACCAGCCGCAGCACCAGCCACUUCACCAGCCACACCAGCCGCUCCAGCCAGACCCAAGCAGGUUAAGAAGAAGAAGCAAUUUACUGCUCCUUUCCCGAUUCCGUUGUCAGAGUUGAAAGAUUAUGUCAGCAAGAAGAAGAAGGAAACGUACAAAGAAGGCAAUGGGUUUCUGUUUGACUAUGAGAAUUUGCCCGAUUCCGACCGUCAUUCAUGUGAAAGAGCAAAGGACGACAAAAACAAGGAGAAGAAUCGCUAUGCUAACAUCAUUCCUUAUGACUUUUCUCGUGUUGUGCUUGAGAAACUACCAGAUGAACCAGACUCUGAUUAUGUAAAUGCAAGUUACAUGGAUGGUUUCAAUGAACCAAACAAAUACAUAGCCAGCCAAGGUCCAAACAAGGCUUCUGUAUGUGACAUGUGGAGGAUAAUAUGGCAGGAGAAUACCACUAAGAUUGUCAUGCUCACCAACCUACAAGAAGGAGUCAAGGGAAAAUGUGAGAAGUAUUGGCCAGAUAAAACAGCAUGCUACGGUGAUUUUGUUGUCACUUUGAAAAAGGAGGUGACACACCCAGACUACAUCGUUCGAGAUUUCAUGAUGGCUCUGAAAUUGCAGGAUGAAGGGAACAGAUAUGUUCGUCAGUAUCAUUUCAUAACAUGGCCUGAUAUGGGCUUGCCCCAUGAUCCCAUCAAAGUGGUGAAUUUUGUCAAAACGGUGAAGGAUCACAACCCCGAGAAUGCUGGUCCCAUGGUCGUUCAUUGCAGUGCUGGAAUUGGUCGCACUGGAGUGUUUUUGGUUUUGGACGCCAUGUUGGACCAGGCCAAGGUAGAAGGUCGAGUCGAUAUCUGGAACUUUGCUUGCGGCAUGAGAGACAAACGGAUGAAGAUGAUUCAGACACCGGCCCAGUAUGAGUUCAUCUUUGAUGUCUUGAUUGAGACGUUCUUUUGUGGUGACACCAGCAUCAAACCAGAGAAUAUUCUCUCCAAGUUGACUGCAUUGAAGAAGACCACAAAGGGCAGUGGGAAGACAGGACUACAAGUAGAGUUUGAGAAUCUUAAUUUGGUGACCCAUAUUCCGAACCCUGAAAAGUUCAAAGGAGGCCAGCUACCAGAAAACGUAAAGAAGAACAGAUUUCCAGAAAAACUACCAGUUGAUCUGUAUCGACCUCACUUGAUGUCGUCAGGAGAAGAUGGAUCCAACAACUACAUCAAUGCCUGCUUCCUCAAUAGUCCUAGCUCCAAAGGAAAGUACAUAGCCACCCAAAUGCCCUUACCCUACACCAUCAGUGACAUGUGGAGAAUGGUCUAUGACUACAAGUCAACUUGUAUCGUCAUGUUGAAUACAGUAGACAAAAACGAUCCGACAUGUGUUGAGUAUUGGCCAGAGAGAGACGCUGCAUCAUAUGGCAAUCUGACAGUCACUCUACAGUCAACUAAUAAAGUGGGACCAAACAUCAUUAUACGCUACCUAGCCCUGGCUGAUGAUCAGGAAUCCCGUCUGAUUUGUCACCUUCAACUACUCAACUGGCCCGUUGGUGGCGUACCAUCAUCACCAAGAUCCAUCGUAGAGUUGGUUACAGCCGUUAAAGAGUGGCAACUCGGGCACAAAGACGACCGAAUUAUAAUUCAGUGCAUUGACGGUGAGGGCACUAGUGGAACAUUCUGUGCUCUCCUUAACGUCAUAGAGAGACUGAAUAUUGACAAUGUGGUGGAUGUCUUCCAAGCAGUCAAGAAACUCAGAGUCUCUCGUCAUAGAUUGGUGCAGUCACAGGAGCAGUACGAGUUGAUAUAUAGAGUCCUACAGACGUAUCUGGACGUCGACGUUGUGUACGCAAACCUGUAGAAGAGCCUCGUCAACAACCUCGUCAACAACAGGUAACUAGAAGCAUACUCAAAAAGUUUGUACAUUCAAAACAUUUUUGACAAGUUGUCUACUUUGUUAGACCAUCAGUACUCAAAAAAUGUUUUUGUGAAAAUUCAUGAUAUGUCGGAAGACCAUAUUUAAAAUAUUGUGAAGUGAUGAUAUUACUUCGACUGAUUUUGUUGUUAUUUAGUAAAUUAUGUAUUUCUACUUUUAGGGAAAAGUUGGCAAUAAUGAAUAAUGAAAUGAAUGCAAAUCUGUUUUUGAUUUGCUAGAAACUAUAGUUUCAGACAAGCUGACAUGGCGGCCCUUGUAGGGUAUUUUUCAAUUUCAAACUGAAAUAGCUUAACCAAACACAUUGCUGUGAAGCCUUGGGUUUGAGUAGUUCCAUGUUUUUAAUUUAAAUAUUAUCUCAUUCAACAGUUGCUAUUUGAAUAAAAGAAAAUAACAAUUUCUUGUACACAGUCAUAAAACAAUGGUUUUUCAAAAAAUUUACAUUUUCUGAAAAAAAACUGGAAAAAAUAGGUUAUGCAUAUCUCAAGCAUCUUCAAACAUUUUGUGUUCUUUGGUUCCCAAUUGUUUUUUGAAGGAACCAAAAAUCCUGUUUUAAAGUGACCUUAAACAUUCAAGUUAAAAAACAAUUAAGAUUUCAAAGUAUAUAAAAUUUGAAAGAUUAUAAACUAUUUUUUCUUCACGCUUUUAUCCCAAUUCGGAUCUAAUACUACAGAGGAAGAAAUUGCACUGUAUUACUAUUUGAAAGAUAUGUUUAUUUAUCAAGAAUAUAGGAUUUAGAAUUCUGUAUUAUUUGAAUUAAAAGUUAUGUGAGUUUUUUAUCACCAUGCAGCAUGUAUUUUAUAGCAGUAGUCUAUGCGUAUUAUAUUACUAAGUACUAGGAUACAAAAUAGCUUUUGAUAUAUAUUUGUAAUUCAGAUCUUAACCAAAGUUAAGAAGAGUAUUUUUAUAAAUUCAAAUGCAAGGCAAGGACUAAAUUUCAAGGAUAUUGUAUAUAUAAACAGAAAAAGAUUCUGAAAUAAGGAUGGAAGUGCCAAAGUGUUUAAUAUUUUUGUACAACUCAGAAAUUUUUAUUUUUUAUUUUCAUACCCAGAAAUUUUGAAACGGAGUAUAUUUUGUAAAAGUUGUUUGUGGAAAUGAAACAUGAAUAAUGAAAACCAGAUAUAUGUAUAUAUUUUGUUUACUUCUAGCGUUAUUUUCAGCAAUGCUGUUUAAAGUGCAUUUGCAAUGGUCCAAGCUUUUGGCACAAUGUCAAGAUUACGGAAUGUUGUUAGCUGGUGACAUGUAUCUUCUAAGCCUUUUUUCCACUGCGCUUAGCAAGUUUGUGUGCUUACAGGCAUUAUGAAAUUGGGCGCUUUUUGCCACAUGGAUAAUUUAUAUGGAAGUAAUAAUUUUAACAAGCACGCACUUGGUGGUUCUAACACAAACCAAACAUUUUUUUACCUGUCACCACUUUGCCCUAUAUAAUUAUUUUGACUUAAGCCUGGUUCAUACUUCCUGCGAAUGCGAAGCGAAUCUUGACGUCACAAAUUCGCAACGAACAAUUCGCAGCAGUUGUCCUCUGCCUUACUCCUUUGCGAUAAUCGCUGCGAAAGGAGGAUGUGACGUCAAAUUCGCUUCGCAUUCACAUUCGCAGGAAGUAUGAACCGUGCUACAAACAUGCUAAUGUUUCAAUAAACAAUUUUUAUUUGCAAUGGAUAACAUUGUGAGACGUUU
Messenger RNA from Asterias rubens (European starfish), 3847 nucleotides. Its product is annotated as receptor-type tyrosine-protein phosphatase alpha-like. Bases 59 to 2101 code for a protein of 680 amino acids. Lineage: Eukaryota; Metazoa; Echinodermata; Asteroidea; Forcipulatida; Asteriidae. The transcript has 18 exons. Gene Ontology annotation, molecular function: protein tyrosine phosphatase activity. The record is from RefSeq and is a predicted model, not a curated record. Gene Ontology annotation, biological process: protein dephosphorylation.